Molecule: messenger RNA, 645 nt
Organism: Lodderomyces parapsilosis
Lineage: Eukaryota; Fungi; Ascomycota; Pichiomycetes; Serinales; Debaryomycetaceae
Exons: 1
Coding region: 1-645 (214 amino acids)
Biological process (GO): ribosomal large subunit biogenesis
Cellular component (GO): nucleolus
Source: RefSeq, a predicted model, not a curated record
AUGGUCUCAGUAAGAAAAAGAAAGAUGGCUAGGUCAUCUGUUAAAAAGAAUACUAGAAGAACCAAGGACAAGCAACGUAACAUCAAUGUAUACUCAAAUCCUAUAAUUGCAAAGAAUUGGGACAAGUCAUUAACUUUACAACAAAAUUACAAACGCUUGGGUUUGAGAGCCAAGUUGGGUCAUAUGGCAGGAGGUGUUGAAAAAAAGGUAGAGAGCUUGACUGAGUUAAGGAAUAAAAAAAAGAACAAGGACAAAGAUGACAUUGUCACUAUUGAUAAAAUUGAACACACGGAUGACCCUUCCAAAAUACCGGAGGGUGAAGCCAGAAUUAUAAGGGACCCAGAAACAAAUGAAGUUUUGAAGGUCAUAUACGGUACCAUGAAAGCUGAGGAUGAGGAAAGCGAUGAAGAUAAAGUCGAUAAUUCUGUAAUAAAACAACUAGAGGAAUAUGCCGAGCAACACAGCAAAGUGAAAAAAGAGAGGCAUCUUUCUGAUAGGGAAAGCGAUUGGUUGAAAUCACUAUAUGAAAAAUACGGUGACGAUUAUGAGAAAAUGAAGUGGGACAAGAAGUUGAAUAUUUAUCAACAAUCAGCUGGAGAUUUAAAGAGAAGGAUCAACAAAUGGAAGAAAGGAAAUGGUUUAUAA